Molecule: messenger RNA, 1875 nt
Organism: Besnoitia besnoiti
Lineage: Eukaryota; Apicomplexa; Conoidasida; Eucoccidiorida; Sarcocystidae
Product: glycosyl transferase
Exons: 6
Coding region: 1-1875 (624 amino acids)
Cellular component (GO): Golgi apparatus
Source: RefSeq, a predicted model, not a curated record
AUGAGUCGGGCGGGCGUUCCGUCGGCUCCUCAUCCGCGGACCUCUCCGCGCUGGGCGGUCUUUCUGUGGACAGGGGUGCAGGCCGUGCUUCUCCUCGCCGGCAUCUCCUGGGUCGCGUUCAACGUGGUGUUCCUUUACUCGCAGUUUUUGGGAUCUGAUAUAACGACCCUCUCGCCCCGCCGCUCGAAUGCAGCCAGCUCUGAGGGAGGCGGCGCCGCAGGCUACACCUCGUUCGUGGAGAAUGGAAAAGACACAGGAGGGAACGGAAUGGCGAUGGGCGCGCAGCCUGGAAGAUACCACGGAAUCCUCGGAAGAAAAAGUGACGGAGCUUCAGGCUAUACUCCCAGUCCCGCGCCGCCAGAGGACUUGAACAUGGCGCAAGCGCUGGCCCGCGGCGGGGGCUUCAACUUGUUCCUCUCUGACCAUCUUCCGCUGGAUCGCACCCCGCCGGAUGCGCGGCAUGCAGCGUGUCGGAAGCUGCAGUACGACCGCUCCAAGUUGCCUCGGGCGUCGGUGAUUAUUGUGUUUUACAACGAGCCCUUCUCGACGUUGCUGCGCUCGGUGCACAGCGUGCUGAACUGGACGCCUCCGGAGCUGUUGGAGGAGUUGAUUCUCGUUGAUGACGGCAGCACGAUGGCGCACAUUCGCGAGACGGGGGGGACGGGGCAGCUGGCGGACUACCUGGCGCUGCUGCCAUCCAAGGUGCGUUUGGUGCGGAACGGCGUGCGGAAGGGGAUCGUGGGAGCCCGGAUGAAAGGCAUUCGCGAGAGUAGCGCACCGGUGUUUGUGAUACUCGACAGCCACAUCGAAGUGAGUCCGGAGUGGCUCGAGCCGCUACUGCAGCGCAUCCAAGAGGACCGGCGCCGCGUGGUCAUGCCGCAGAUCGACGGCAUCGACGCCGAGAACUUCUCCCACACAGUCGGUGGCAUCGGCUGCAAACUCGGGUUCCUCUGGAAGCUCAUGGAGCACUCGUACGAGGAGCACCAGACGGCGCGGCUGCCCGCGGCCGACCGGAAUCCGGCGCCGACAGCCUUCCAGAGCUCACCCGCGAUGGCUGGUGGCCUCUUUGCCGCGGACAAGGCGUUUUUUUUCGAGGUCGGCGCGUACGACGAAGACUUCCAAUAUUGGGGCACGGAGAACCUUGAGCUCAGUUUCCGCCUCUGGCAGUGCGGAGGCUUCCUCGAGUGCGCGCCCUGCUCGCGCAUCUACCACAUCUUCCGGAAGGGCGGCGUCGGCUACAGCAGCCCUGCGGACUCAGUCACCAUCAACAAAAUGCGCACGAUGCUAUGGAUGGACGAAUACGCCGACCUGGCGUGGCGAGUCCUCGGGAAGCCGCACGUCGACUACCGCCCCGAGUCGCUUGAGCAACGCCGCGCCUGGCGCACCCACAAGGGGUGCAAAAACUUCCGCUGGUACAUGGAAAACGUCUUCCCGGAAGCCGACGUCGUCACGCUCGACGACGUCCCCUACCUCGGCCCUCUGAAGAACGCCAUGACGGGGCUCUGUCUCGACAAUAUGGGCUGGGCGUCUCCCGGGCACUCUGUUGGACUGCGCUCAUGCCAUGGUGGCGCGACGCAGACCUUCAUGUUCUUCAGGAAAGUCGGGCACGUGAUGCCGGUGAACGACGACGAGUCUUGCUUGGAGCCGUCAGGCCAGCUGGACUGGUGCCGCGGGAACUUACGAUUCUGGUGGGACGUCACCUCGAGCGGGCAGCUGAUGUUCCGACAGACGCAGCAGUGCCUCUCCGCAUUCAGCGGCAAACUGACAAUGGUGCACUGCGAUGACACUGACCCUUUCCAGAUCUGGUCAUGGCCGCAUUACAAGCCUCCGGAUGUAUUUACAUUUCCGCCGGUAACCAGGCUUAAAGAGGAAUAG